Molecule: messenger RNA, 1832 nt
Organism: Cricetulus griseus (Chinese hamster)
Lineage: Eukaryota; Metazoa; Chordata; Mammalia; Rodentia; Cricetidae
Source: RefSeq, a predicted model, not a curated record
CGCCGCCUGCAACAGCGACGCGGAUCUCAGCCCGAGACCCGCACCGGCGACGACGACCCGCACCGGCUCCUGCAGCAGCUCGUGCUUUCGGGAAACCUCAUCAAGGAGGCGGUGCGCAGGCUACAUUCGCGACGGCUACAGCUACACGCAAAGCUUCCCGCACACCCGUUCCUCGGGCCAAUGUCAGCCCCGGUGCACGAGCCGCCUUCGCCCGGGAGCCCUCGAGCGGCCUGCAGCGACCCUGGCGACUGCCGAGGAGGGCGCGGCACAGAACUGGGGACGACUUUCUUGUCCCUGGCAGCUAACAACCAGGGUGGCCACCGCACCAGCCUGUACCUGGGGACCAAGGGAUUCACCCAGGACAGCACCGGGUUGGUGGAGGACUCGAGCCUUUGCAAACGAGAUAAUAAGCUAAGGAAUACAGCAGAAAAAUCGCAAAUAUUUUCAUGGGGUAGCUGAAGUUGAGAGCCCCAAAUUAUUUGAAAUCCGGGAUUUAGGCUUGUUUAAAGAAGCAGAUUUUAUAGAGCGCACCGCAGGCUGUCAGCAGGACUCCUUUUCUGGCGUAAUUCAGCCUGGUAGCUGCAAUUCCGCGCAGACUCUGCUGUGGCAAUCCGGCGACCACGUGGCCAUGGUGCAUGCUCUCAGGAUCAGCCAGCCAUGGAACGAAGGACGAUGAUCACAGUUACUUGCUGUACUUUUCAGGACUGCUUCCUGAUCCACUUUGGGGGAGGGGGGAACAAGAAUGGAUGUAGUUUCGGGGAACACCCCAAAAUACUACACUUGAACAUUUUAUGGCAGUUAAAAGACCGUCUCAUGUCUUUGCGGUGCUGGUUUUAAUGUAAAACAUGCGGUACCACUAAAGGACCCUCUUGGGCCUAAGUAGAAGUAACAUUUUUUCGCCUGUCUGUACCUUUUUUGCAACUGGUUGCUGUUACCGGAGUGUUGAGGGAAUGUCGUACCACACGUGGGGGUGGGAGGCGGCAGUGAGCGGUGUUGGGCGAUGGAAGGGUACGUCAAAGCCUGGAUUGAACUCUCCUGCCUUCCUAAAGUGUUUUUAAAGGCGACCGGUUCCUGCUUGGGUUCAAGGUCACUGUUUCCUGGGUGUGCACCGCGUUAUGGGGCACCGGCACAUAGACUAGCCUAAUUGCCUUGCUGGGAGAAGAUCGUACUGUUUUGCAAAUACUGGAGUCCCCUAAGGACACGCGCCCUACCUCCCGGAGAAGCGGGGGCGGGGUAGUGCUGGGUGUCUGUGCUUCCCGCCUGGGGCCACCGCCCCUGCCCCUUCUCUCGGCUUGCACAGAAACUGCCUGGAGACAGUGUCCCCAGUACCACCUUUCCCCCUUGGCUCUGCUGCCCUGCUCAAGCCUGAGGAUCCUAGGGGCCAGGAAGGGGGACUAGGGCGGCUCUACACAAGGGGCACUCCCGGCACACAGUCUCACACAGCCGCUUAUAAUGGGCUCUCGGGGCCAUUUGUAAUAACAGCUGCAAUUCCCUGGAUAGAGGGAGUUGAUUUCCUCCUCCCCACCCUCCCCCAGCUGUGCCAGCUCGCCUUUGUAAGUGAAGGAAACCGAGUAGAAAAUGUGACCCUCCAAAUGGAAAAGCUGCAGGCUUUUUGCUGUUGUGUUUGUGAUGUGCUUGGAAAUUCUGUUCACUCUGAGCGACCGUUUCGUUUUAGUUUUAUGGAGUCAGUGGCUUGUUGAGCAUCCAGAUGUGGCUAUUGACCAAUCUACACUUCGCACCGAAGUGACUGGAAUUGUGGCUGUCCUGAUUAUAGGAUUUUAACUUAACUGAAAUAACUGUUUUUGAAUAAAUGUGUUGGGGUUUUUUGUUGU